AUGCAACCUAACACGACAGGUCUCAAUUUAGCUUUAUACUGACGUACUGAUAGGCUACGAAGAGAGACGCGUUAGCUCGGAUUGCCAUCGUUAUUUGCUUGGAUGUGUGGCUCCUGGUGAAGCUUGACGCUUAAGGCCCAAAACGGAAGAUGAGGGCCACCACUUGCCCUGCGAGGGCUCGCCCAUACAGUAUUCAGCAUCACGCAACUGCCGUUCCUGCACGUAAGUUCUUGUCGCGCAGCGAUGGCCGUGUGGCCAUCAUGGCGACCAAAGCAGCGGGACGGCGGCGCUCUACCCACGUAGUCCUGGCACGCGCGUCGUAUGGCGUACCGCAGGGCGGCUUCCCAUUCGGACCCGGCGUGUCGCUGCCUCGCCGCGGGGUGCUGCGGCGGCCGCGGGACCUGCAGCAGCUGGUGGAGCUGCUUAGUGGAAGGGCCGCGGAGGACCCGGACGAGUUUCUUCGCUUCAUGUCUGCGGCACCGGAGAUCCUGGAGCUCCGCCGCCCUCCUCCUCCUCCUCCACCGCCACCGCCACCACGACCCCCGACACCACGCUACAUCCAACAGCAACAGGCGGCAGAACUCUACAGGCGCCAACAGCAACAACAGCAACAACAGCGGCAGCAGCAGCAGGCUGCUGCGGCUGCUGCUGCUGCUGCCCGGCGUAGAGCGCUGUUGCAGCAGCAGCAGCAUCAACAACAACAGCUUCAACAGCAGGAGGAAGAGGAGCGGCGACGUGAGGCUCUGCGGGCAGCUAUGCUGCAGAACGCUAGGCGCCAUCUAUCGCAGUACGACCCUGCCUCCCUGGCGCGUCUGGCAUCCGGUCUGGCCGCUGCGGGUGUGCGCGACCCCGCCCUGUGCGAUGAGAUGGUACGACAGAUAAUGGCACAACAGCAGCACCAGCAGGCGCAGCGACAGCAACAGCCGGCUCAGCUGCAGCAGCAACAGCCGCAACCUGCCAGUCUCGCGGAGCUGCUGGAUGCUUUCGCGGCCAUGCGUCACCGCCCUAGUGACGCCCAGUUGGCCCAGCUACUGCAACAGCACCAACUGCAACUACAAGAGCAACAGCAGCAGCAGCAGCAGCAGCAGGCACAACAGAGGCAGCAGCAGCAGCAGCAGGCUGCAGAAGCCGAGCGCCUGCGUCAGCAACAGCAGCAGCCGCAGCAGCUGCGGAUGCAAGGCAUGCAGCCGCAUGAGAGGGCCGCGGUCGUCGCUGACAGCGACGGCGCCGCAAUCCGCCGCCUAACUCCCGACGACGCCGCUCGGUUGCUGCACGCGUUGUCACGUGUGGGCUACAGCCCGGACGAGGGCACGCUGGCGGGGUUGCUGGAGCAGCUCCAGCCGCAGCGGCUGCAGCUGCAGCCUCUGACGCGGCAGCAACUACUCGAGCAGCAGCAGGAGCAGCCAGUAAGGGAGACGGGUGAAGAGGAAGAGGAGGAGGAGGAAGAGGAAGCAGCGCCCCAGGCGGCUCAAGCUGCCCAGCUAGAGCGACAGCGGCAGUGGGAGAGGCAAGUGGAGUUGCAGGAAUUGCAGCAGCGGCAGCGGCAGCAGCAGCAGGCUGCCGCACGCACUGAAGCAGAUGCGGCAGCGGAGGCGCAGGCGGAGGCAGCGGAGGCGGAGGAGGUUGAUGAAGCGGAAUCAGAGGAGGAGGAGGAGGAGGAGGAGGAGGAGGAGGAGGAGGAGGAGGAGGAGGACCAGCUGAGCUAUGUGCUUCAGCGCGACGCACAGGCCAUGACGUCGGCUGUUCGCGCGCUAGAGCGCAUGGGGCGUCAUGAGCAGGCGCGGCAGCUGCGGCAGCGCUUCAUGCACCAUGUGGAGGAGGUGCGGGCGCGAGUGGCGCGGGAGCGGGGGACACGGCGGCAUGAGCUUGCGGCGGCGGCUGCUGCAGCGGCAAAGGCGGCGGCUGCUGAGAAGGAAAGAGCGCAGCGGGAGCGGCAGGAGGCUGCAAGACGGGAGUGGCAGCAGCAGCGGGAAAUGGAGGAGCAGCAACUGCAGCAGGCGGCGGCGGAGGCGGAGGCGGAGGCGGCGGCUCGUGCGGAGAGGCAAAAGCAGGAGCAGCAGCAGGCGACGGAGUUGCUGCGUGCACGGCUGGCGAGGAGGUUGCGAAGUGCGGAGUACUGGCAGGAAAUCCGGGUCCUCCUCUUCACCUAUCCUGAGGUGCUGGAUCUGGACUGCCUGACCGCCGCAGCGGCUCGACUGGCGGAGAUUGUCACCGGCAGCAGCAGCGGCGGUGGUGGUGGUAGCGGCGGAAGCAGGGGUGCUAUGGGAGGUGGCUUGCGGGGUCUGGGACUGCGGGAGCGCGGG
Astrephomene gubernaculifera is the source of this 2303-nucleotide messenger RNA. The record is from the annotation of a GenBank genome assembly. NCBI's taxonomy places the organism in Eukaryota, Viridiplantae, Chlorophyta, Chlorophyceae, Chlamydomonadales, Astrephomenaceae.